Molecule: messenger RNA, 342 nt
Organism: Didymodactylos carnosus
Lineage: Eukaryota; Metazoa; Rotifera; Eurotatoria; Philodinida; Philodinidae
Source: the annotation of a GenBank genome assembly
AUGAAUUUUGAAAAAAAUCGAUCUCGAAACGACGAUAGUAGUAAUAAUACUCAAGAUGGUACAACACAUUCUCGUCGACCAAAUUAUUCUUACAUAGAAGAACGAAACGAUGCUCGAACGGGUUCACUCAAUAAUAAAGUAACAAAAUUAAAAGAAUUAGCAAUACAAAUUGGUGAUGAAACACGAGCACAAAAUAAAUAUUUGAAAGAAUUACAUGAUGAUUUUAAUCAGACAGAAAGUUUUGUUGAGUCAGCUAGAAAACGUGUUUUAUUAUUAGCUAAAUCAGUCAAAAAGUUUAAUUUAUAUAAUAAAAGUGUACUGUUUAAAAUACAAGAUCAUUAA